AUGAUGCACCGGUGGUUUUCGUACUUUGCUGCGUACCUUGGGUACUGCCGUAUUGUGUCUGCCUGUGUGGGCAGGUACGCAAAUCUGUACCUGCCCUCACUGUCGGAUAUUCCGCACUUGCUCCUGGAGUUUUCCAGAGGGAAGGAGCUGGCGGGAAAACAGACAUUCAACGGCAGUGGCUCCUGCGGCUGGGCAGCCACUUCUUUCCAACUUAGGCCCAGUAUGGGUGAUCUACACCACCACAGCCACAGCCGCAGGCGCAGGCACUGCGUCAGCGCGAUUCAGAGGCUUUUGACGAUCCAAAUUAUCUGCCAACGUGUUGUCGGCUACUCCGAAGUUGCAACUACGACGGCACCAGUUUUCAAGCAGUAUAAUCAACUUGCAGAUACUUAUUUUCCAUCGGCCCACUUAUCGACUGACCAGCAAAUCUUCCUUCAACUCAGUCAUUCAGUCACUGUUAUCGGUAUCACGGUAGUCUACCUUCAGUUCAAUCACUUCAUCAACUUCGGUUCACGUAGAAUCAACUUGUCAAAGGAGCAACAUGUGUAUGCGAUCAACUCGUGA
Molecule: messenger RNA, 564 nt
Organism: Colletotrichum lupini
Lineage: Eukaryota; Fungi; Ascomycota; Sordariomycetes; Glomerellales; Glomerellaceae
Exons: 8
Coding region: 1-564 (187 amino acids)
Source: RefSeq, a predicted model, not a curated record